AUGGUCCUCGAAGAAGCCACCUCCCCCCAAGAACCCUCCGCCUCAACCUUCCCCUCCGACGCCCCCUCCUCCGACGAUGACCCCUACGCAGGCGACCGCUCCCCCACCAUCCUCUCGACCCGCGAUCCCACCUACGUCCCCAUAAACCAACCGGGCUCCGAACAGAUCUACGUAAACCUCACGAACCUCCCCAAACCGGUAUUCCAAUCGACGCACCCGCCGUUCAUGACCUCCGCCAUCCAAGACGCCUGCAAAGCCGCGUCGUCAGUGCUCCAACGCCCCGUUCGACAGGAAGAAGCCGAUGCACUGGCAUACCACAUGACGCGAGGUCUACGAAUAGGAAGUUAUGGAGGACCCAUAGGCACUCUCUGCGCGAUGCCCAUAUUCCUGCGAGGCAUUCCCAAGUUCCGCUUCCCAGGCUGGACGCCGGGGAAAAAGUUCAAUCCAGAUAAAUUCAUGUUUCUGAGUGGAGGCCGCGCGAGGAUCAUGUGGCACACGAUGCGGUUUUUCGCGUACUCCUUCGCGGGGACGAUGGCGGGACAGGUGGCGUUGGGGAGCUAUGCGUUGAGCGCGGGGAGUGCGGGGCGGUUGAUGGAUCCGAGACUGAAAGAUUUGAGUCAGAAGAUCAGGGAGAAUGCGCGGAAUGGGCCGGGGGGGCUGUUGCCUGGGAAGAGGGAGGUGGACCAGACGGCGGGGCCGAGGGAGGGGGAGACGGUGGAGAUGGCGAGGCAGAGGGCGAGGGUGCAGGAGGCGUGGAGGAGGAAUCGGCAGGGUGGGGCGGUGGUUACGGGGGGUGCGGUGGAUGAUAUGAGUCCGACGGGGGGUGCUUUUGCUGGGGAUUUUGUCGAGGAGGGGAGUGGGAGUCAGAGCGAUACGUUUGUUUCGAGUGAUGUGCAGGCGCAGAGGCAGAUUUCUUCGGCGCAGAGGCAGGAUGGAGGGCAGAGUCAGAGUCCGAGUCAGAGGCCGAGUGGUAAUGGAUCGCGAAGAGAAGAAGCCUCAGAUCCAUUCGCAAGCUCAUCGUCUGAACCCGAGUCGAAACCCUCUGGCAGUGCGUGGGAGAGGUUACGGCAGCAGGCUGCUUCUGGGCAGAAUCGACCUUCGACGUCUCGAGCACAGCCUGCGUCAAGAUCUACUUCUAAUGAGGGUGAUAGCUUCACCUUCUCGAACGCGGAUGAGGAUAAGCAGCUUGCAAGGGCAGAGGCACAGAAACAGUUCGAUGCGAGGAUAGACCGGGAAAGGGAAGGGAAGGAUUUUGAAGAUUCGAGGGGGAGACGGGGGUGGUGA
This is a messenger RNA of Zasmidium cellare ATCC 36951, 1284 nucleotides long. RefSeq lists its product as uncharacterized. NCBI's taxonomy places the organism in Eukaryota, Fungi, Ascomycota, Dothideomycetes, Mycosphaerellales, Mycosphaerellaceae. The coding region runs from base 1 to 1284 and encodes 427 amino acids. The transcript has a single exon. The record is from RefSeq and is a predicted model, not a curated record.